UCCUUCACGUACUCCUAAGUAACCAGUCGGAAUGAGGGGCAGCUGUUGCUUUGGAGUAGCUGGGUACCCGCCGCCUUUCCCGGGAACGAGACUGAGCAGACACACCGGGCGCUUCCGGUGGGAGUCACGAGGCAGCGCCGGCGCCGCUCGCAGCAUUGCGCAUGCGCUGGAGGCUGUGGCUCCAGGAGGGGCGGGCAAGGCAGACAUGGCUGCGGCCGAGCGAGUGCCCGGCAGGAGCUGCUUCGCAGAGGCCACGGAGUGUGUCCUACCUAUGCUGCUGGUGCCGGUGCCCGCAGAGGCGACGAGGCUGCUGGGCCCCCGGGCGCAGCUGCACAGAGAGCAGGAGGCCCUCGGGAGUCUGACGUGUGCGGGCAGCCUUCAAGUGCUUUCCUUGAUGCCCGGCGGCCGGGGCGGGGGCUGCUGCUGUCUCGAGGGCCCCUACCAGCAGUUUAUGUGGGAGGAUUCUGAUAGCAGCACACCAACACACAGUCCCAAACUGCUUGCUCUUAGUGAAAAUUAUGAGCUCCUUAUCUACGAAUUUGAUUUGAAAGAUGGAAGAUGUGACACAGCUGUAUUGCACAGCUGUAGUGGGAAGACUCUGCAGAAGCUCAUUGAAGAUCAAGAUAUCAGUCUUUCCUUACUGUCUUUGAGAAUUCUGUCAUUUCACAAUAACACAUCAUUAUUAUUCAUCAACAAAUGUGUCAUCCUACAUGUUGUAUUUCCUGAGAAAGACGCUGAGAUUAGAGUGCUCAGCUGUUUCACGUUACCCUUACCUGCACAAACAGUGGACACUGUCAUUGACUGCCAGCUCUGCAGAGGAAUUCUUUUUGUUUUGAGUAGUUUAAACUGGAUCUAUAUUUUUGACACUGUGGAUGGCACACAUGUGGCUAAUGUAGAUUUGGCACUUCACCAAGAAGAUAUAUACAAUGAGCAGCAGCAGGAGCCAGUCAAGAUUUCUUCCUUUUCCUCACUGAAAGUGUCUCAAGACCUAGAUGUUAUAGUGAUUGUCAGCUCUUCCAAUUCAGCAAUUGCUGUUAACUUAAAUUUAUAUUUCAGGCAACACCCAGGAUACUUACUCUGUGAAAGAACACCGGAAGAUCUUCCUAUUCAAGGACCUACGGGGAUAGAUGAGGAUGAUCCUGUUAACUCUGUCCACAGCAUGAAACUGACCAAGUUUUCCUUCCAGGUUGACAGAUCUUGGAAUGCUCAGCUGUUAUCAUUGAAUGAAACAAUAAAGAGCUCCACACAGGAGAUUUCUUGUGCUCCAUGGUUUCGGGAUAUCUUGCAUUUAGAGUCCCCUGAAUCUGGUGAUCAUGGUACCAGUGUGCUGAGCUGGGGACAGUGUAAUCUUCCACAGAAAGAUCAUGCCAAGACAAGUGAUCCUGGAAGGUCCUGGAAGAUAAUGCACCUUAGUGAACAAGACAAACCGGCAGACCUCAAAUGUGUGUCUGUGACAGGAUUCACUGCCCUGUUCACUUGGGCAGUGGAAAUGGGUGACUACACCAUUCUCCUCUGGGAUUUGGAGACCCAGGAUUUGCAGUGUUUCUCCCUUGGCCAGAAGUGUAUUCCUGUAGACAGUAGUGGAGACCAGCAGCUAUGCUUUGUUUUGACAGAAAAUGGACUCUCUUUGAUUUUGUUUGGUUUGACUCAAGAGGAAUUUUUAAACAGACUGAUGAUCCAUGGAAGUGCCAGCAUCGUGGACUCUCUCUGUCACCUGAAUGGGUGGGGGAGAUGCUCAAUUCCCAUACAUGCACUAGAGGCUGGAAUAGAAAACCGUCAGCUUGACACUGUAGAUUUCUUCUUGAAGAGCAAAAGAAAUCUUUUUACUGAAUCUUCAAAAUCUUCUAUACCUGAUCGAUUUAAUGACUUUCCAACCCAGUUAUAUUUAAGAAAUGUCGAAGAGCUGACACCAGCGUUGGAUUUACUUUGUUCAGCAAUUAAAGAAAAUUAUUCUGAAACCCAAAGCAAACACUUUUCAGAACAAUUGCUUACUCUCACUCUAUCUUUCCUUAACAAGCAAAUAAAGGAGCUUUUUAUUUACACUGAAGAGCUAGAUGAACAUCUUCAGAAAGGAGUGAACAUUUUGACCAGCUACAUUAAUGAGCUUCGCACUUUCAUGAUAAAGUUUCCUUGGAAGCUAGCAGAUGCUGCAGAUGAAUGUAAUGUGAUUGAAAAUAUCUCCACAGUAAAGGAGACUGCUGUUUGGGAGAAGCUCAGCUUUGAGGAAGUUAUUGCCAAUGCCAUUUUAAACAAUAAAAUACCAGAGGCACAGACCUUCUUCAGGAUGACCAACCAUUCUGCUCAAAGUCUUGAGGAAUUGAUUAAGAUCGGCCUAGAUUUGGUCUUUGUCAAUUUAAAAAAGAACAAUAUAAAGGAAGCUUCGGAGCUUUUGAAGAACAUGGGCUUUGAUGUAAAAGACCAGCUGCUCAAGAUAUGCUUCUAUACAACUGAUAAAAAUAUUCGCAACUUUUUGGUUGAAAUUUUAAAAGAAAAAAAUUAUCUUUCUGAAAAAGAGAAAAGAACUAUAGACUUCGUGCAACAAGUUGAAAAGUUUUAUUUGGGAGACUUCCAAGAAAAGAUGCAGAUCCAGUCCUUUCCCAGGUAUUGGAUAAAGGAACAAGAAUUUUUCAAGUACAAAUCUGUUUUGGACUCAUUCCUCAACUGUGAUCAUAAAGAUGAGUUUAAUAAACAGGAUCAUAAAAUUGCAUUAAACUGGGCUCAGUGGUGGGAUCAGCCAACACGAGAAUACAUCCUUCUCCCCAGGAUAAGUCCAGAAGAUUAUAAAUCAUAUUCCCCUGAAACCCUCUGGAGGUACCUAACAACUCAUCAUGAUUGGUUAAACAUUACCUUGUGGAUUGGAGAAUUUCAGACCCAGAAGAAUUAUGUGUCUCUUCAGCAGAACAAAUGGCCCCCUCUGACUGUUGACGUUAUCGAUCAGAAUACUUGCUGCAACCACUACAUGAGGAAUGCAAUUUUAGAUAAGCUAGCCAGGAAUGGGAUUUUUCUUACAUCUGAACUAGAAAACUUUGAACUUUUCCUCCUACGAUUGAGUCGAAUUGGGGGUGUGAUGCAAGAUAACCUCCCUGUUCAAAACUACAAGACCAAAGCGGGCUGGGAUUUCCAUUCUCACUUCAUUCUCUACUGUUUAGAACAUGGUCUGCAGCACCUUCUUUAUGUCUAUCUUGACUACCACAAACUCAGUCCUGAAAAUUGUCCUUUUUUGGAAAAGAAAGAAUUAUAUGAAGCUCACCCUUGGUUUGAAUUUUUAGUUCAGUGUCGACAAGUUUCCAGUAAUUUGUCAGAUCCCAAACUGAUCUUCCAGGCUAGCCUCGCGAAUGCUCAGAUUUUGAUUCCCACCAAUCAGGCCAGUGUAAGCAGUAUGCUAUUGGAAGGACAUACCCUCCUGGCCCUCGCUACUACAAUGUAUGCUCCUGGGGGUGCCAGCCAGGUUGUUCAGAGUGAAGAAAAUGAGAACUGUUUAAAGAAAGUGGAUUCCCAACUACUGAGGAUGGCCUUAGCCCCUUACCCAAAGCUGAAAGCCGCUCUCUUCCCACAGUGCACCGCUCCUAGUGUGCUGCCACCCGAUAUCACGCUCUACCACCUCAUUCAGUCAUUAUCACCCUUUGAUCCUAGCAAAUUGUUUGGCUGGCAGUCUGCCAAUACGCUAGCAAUAGGAGAUGCGCUGAGCCAUCUCCCACAUUUCUCUAGCCCUGGUCUGGUAAACAGAUACGCCGUGGUGGAACGCCUGAACUUCGUUUACUAUUUACAACAUGGGCGCCCAUCAUUUGCAUUUGGGACUUUUCUGGUCCAGGAAUUGAUCAAAAGCAAGACUCCCAAGAAGCUGAUCGAGCAAGCAGGCAAGGAAGCCUACGUCUUAGGGCUCUCUUCUUUCCACAUACCUUCCAUAGGAGCUGCCUGUGUGUGUUUCCUAGAAUUGCUAGGCCUUGACAGCCUCAAGCUCAGAGUUGACAUGAAAGCGGCCAAUAUAAUUUUGAGCUACAAGUGUAGAAAAGAAGAUGCUCAGUACAGCUUUAUCCGAGAGUCUUUAGCUGAGAAACUAUCUAGACUGGCAGCUGAUGACAAGGCAACCUCAGAAGAAUUGCUUGUUCUCUUAGAAGAAGGUACAUGGAAUAGCAUUCAGCACCAGGAAAUCAAGAGGUUAUCCAGUGAAUCCGAGAGCCAGUGGGCAUUAGUGGUGCAGUUUGGCAGGCUCCACAAUCUGAAACUGAGCACGUCCUACCUUCUAGAGUGUGCCAAAGCGAAUGACUGGCUUCAGUUCCUUAUUCAUAGCCAGCUCCAUAACUACCACCUGGAGGAGGUGAAACCCCUUCUUCAGUGCUUCAGCCCGGUCCUGCAAGACCACUUACAGCUGGCUUUUGAAAACUUGCCCUCAGUGAGCACUGAUCAAGUCAAUGCCGAGUCCCUUCAGGAACCCCAGAGAAACAAAGCAGAGAUGACUAAUUUCUUUGAAGUUCUGCUCCAGUGCUCAGAGCAAGCAGACUCCUGGCACUGGCUGCUGACUGAGGCAGUGAGACAAAAGGCCCCUGUCCUCAGUAUCCUGGCUUCCUGCCUCCAGGAUGCUAGUGCUGUUUCCUGUCUCUGUGUUUGGCUCAUUACCUCUGUGGAGGACAGUGUUGCUGCUGAAGUAAUGGGACAUGUUCGAGACUUGACAGAAGGCCAUCCCUGGGACCUUGAGGACCUUUCUGUCAUCUGGAGAACAUUAUUAACAAGGCAGAAGAGCAGAACUCUUAUCCAAGGUUUCCAGCUUUUCUUUAAGGAUUGUCCAUUACUAUUGGUAAUGGAAGUAUAUGAAUUGUGCAUGUUCUACAAGAAUUACAAGGAAGCCAAAGCCAAACUUCAGGAAUUCCAGAAGAGCCUUGAAGCUCUUGACACAGCAACUACAAGGGUCCACCCUGUGCUUCCUGCCCUGUGGCUGAGGGACCAAGUGUGUUUCCUAUUAAAGCUUAUGCCACAGCAGUGUCAGACGCAGUAUGAGCUGGGGAAGCUCUUACAGCUGUUUGUUGGAGCAGAGCAUCUCUUCUCAGACGAUCCAGAUGUAAAGAAGCUGUGUGUCCUUAGCCAGAUUUUGAAGGAUACAUCCAUACCCAUUAAUCAUACAGUUAUUACCAGCUACAGCAUUGAAAGUUUUCAGCAUGAAUGUAGAUCUAUUUUGGAAAGACUGCAGACAGAUGGACAGUUUGCUUUGGCAAGGAGAAUAGCCGAAUUAGCUGAGUUACCUGUGGACAACUUGGUUAUUGAAGAGAUAACACAGGAAAUGCAGGUACUAAAGCACAACAAACAGUGGUCCCUGGAACAAGCAAGACUUGACUUCUGGAAAAAAUGCCAUGAGAAUUUCAAGAAGAAUUCCAUUUCAAACCAAGCAGCUUCUUCCUUUUUCUCCUCCCAGGCCCGUGUGGCCUCUGAGUGCCCAGCUGGAAGAGGCAGCACUGAGGAGCGCCAUCUGCUGCUCACCCUGGCUGGGCACUGGCUUGCGCAGGAGGACCCAGUGCCCUUGGACAAGCUAGAGGAGCUGGAGGAGCAGCUCUGGGUCUGCCGUAUCACCCAGCACACCCUCCGAGGGCAGCAGCAGGAAGCAGAGCCCAGAUUUUCUCAACAGAUCUCAGCUGGUGGUGAACUUUCCUUUGAUAACUUAGCCAGUGAGUUUUCCUUCUCCAGGUUGGCUGUUCUGAACACACCUAAAUACUUGGAACUCACUGGCCUUCCGUCCAGAGAGACGUGUGAAAGUAAGCUCGACAGGAAGGAGCAGGAAUCACUGCACUUUCUGAUUGGGUGCCUGCUGGACGAUGGACGAGUGCACGAGGCAAGCAGAGUGUGCCGGUAUUUUCACUUCUACAACCGAGAUGUUGCCUUGGUGCUGCACUGCCGAGCCUUGGCCUCAGGGGAGGCAGGUGUGGAUGACCUGCACCCGGAGAUCCGUGCUCUUCUGCGCAGUGCUGAGCUGCUUGAGGAAGAAGAGGAGCCUGGUGCUCUCAGGAAAGGCCAAAGCACUUCAAGUUUGGAUAGUCAGUCAUUUGUGAUGAUGCCCCCAAGUGAUGAAGUGGUGACAAAUCUGGAAACUCUGACAAGCAGAUGCCUUUAUGGGAAGAACUACUGCCGGCAGAUCCUCUGCCUGUAUGAGCUCGCCAAGGAGUUGGGCUGUUCCUACACAGAGGUUGCUACCCAGGAUGGCAAGGCCCUGCUCCACGCGAUCCUGGCCUCCCAGCAGCCUGACCGGUGCAGACGGGCCCAGGCCUUCAUCAGUACACAGAGCCUCCCUCCAGACACUGUGGCUGAGCUUGUGGCUGACGAGGUGAUGCAGGAGCUGCUGACCCCAUCCGAGGGAACAGGAGGACAUAAGCAGCUGUUCAGCCCAGCAGAAGAAAGCCAGACGUUUCUUCAGCUGACAGCUCUGUGUCAAGACCACACCUUGGUUGGGAUGAAGUUGCUGGAUAAGAUUUCUUGUGUUCCUCACGGGGAGCUGUCCUGCACCACAGAGCUCCUGAUCCUGGCUCAUCACUGCUUCACCAUGACGUGCCACAUGGAGGGCAUCAUGCAAGUCCUGCAGGCCGCCCGGAUGCUAACGGACAACCACUUGGCUCCCAACGAGGAGUACGGGCUGGCGGUCCGGCUCCUCACUGGCAUUGGAAGGUACAACGAGAUGACGUACAUAUUUGAUUUGCUGCAUCAGAAACACUACUUCGAAGUGCUGAUGAGGAAGAAGCUGGAUCCGAGUGGGACCCUGAAGACAGCCCUACUGGACUACAUCAAACGCUGCCGUCCUGGGGACAGUGAGAAGCAUAACAUGAUUGCCCUGUGCUUCAGUAUGUGCCGAGAAAUCGGGGAGAACCAUGAGGCAGCUGCCCGUAUUCAACUGAAGUUGAUUGAGUGUCAGGCCUGGGAGGACAACCUUAAGGAUGGGCAGCAGCUGAAGCAGCUGCUGUUGAAGGCCCUGACCCUGAUGCUGGAUGCAGCCGAGAGUUACGCCAAGGACUCCUGUGUGCGACAGGCCCUGCACUGUCACCGGCUCACCAAGUUGAUAACACUACAGAUCCACUUUCUGAACACUGGCCACAAUACAAUGGUCAUCAACUUAGCCCGCCAUAAGCUGAUGGACUGUAUUACGGCCCUGCCUCGGUUUUACCAGGCAUCUAUUGUAGCUGAGGCCUAUGACUUUGUUCCAGAUUGGGCUGAAAUUCUGUACCAACAAGUGAUUCUUAAAGGAGACUUUAAUUACUUGGAAGAAUUUAAGCAGCAAAGAUUAUUAAGACCCAGUGUAUUUGAAGAGAUUUCAAAAAAAUAUAAACAACAUCAGCCUACUGACAUGGUCACAGAAAACCUGAAGAAGUUACUCUCGUACUGUGAAGAUAUCUACUUGUAUUACAAGUUGGCAUAUGAACACAAAUUUUACGAAAUUGUAAAUGUGCUUCUAAAGGACCCUCAAACAGGUUGCUGUCUAAAGGACAUGCUUGCAGGUUAGAUUACUUCAGAGAUGCCUGUGGCCUUGUAAUGACAGGAGGUUCUGACAGAUGUCCAUUAUCGAGAGUAGAAUGCACUGGGCAGCUUAUGGUCUGAGUUGGGAAAGCCCAAAAAUAUACCAUCUCGGUCCUUUGUGGGUAGUGGAUAUUGAAGGAGAAUUUUCAGCAGGAAAUUCCUAUUUGGAAGUGACUGCUCAUCUACACCAUUUUACACGGAUGCUGUUGUUAAAAGCUUCCUCAGAAUGAUUGCUGCAUUGGGAGGUAAUGCAAUGAUUAAAGGAUACCUGUGCCUGCAGAUUCCAGUUUCAAAGAAAUUUAAUAUUAUUUACACAGUUAAGGAACAGGUGAUACAUUUUCAUUUGUUAGAAACUGAUCUUUCUAUAAUAAAAUAGAUUUUAAAUUCA
This is a messenger RNA of Cavia porcellus (domestic guinea pig), 7879 nucleotides long. It is a transcript of the gene Spg11, whose product is annotated as SPG11 vesicle trafficking associated, spatacsin. Gene Ontology annotation, biological process: axo-dendritic transport; axon extension; chemical synaptic transmission. The record is from RefSeq and is a predicted model, not a curated record. The transcript has 40 exons. Bases 32 to 7477 code for a protein of 2481 amino acids. Gene Ontology annotation, cellular component: axon; synapse; dendrite. NCBI's taxonomy places the organism in Eukaryota, Metazoa, Chordata, Mammalia, Rodentia, Caviidae.